Messenger RNA from Hordeum vulgare subsp. vulgare (domesticated barley), 4569 nucleotides. RefSeq lists its product as uncharacterized. The record is from RefSeq and is a predicted model, not a curated record. The transcript is spliced from 8 exons. Lineage: Eukaryota; Viridiplantae; Streptophyta; Magnoliopsida; Poales; Poaceae. Bases 1 to 741 code for a protein of 246 amino acids.
AUGACGUAUGUUAUAAUUGUAUAUACUCCAUUCAUCACGGUGGCCGGUCCGUCUACAGCGGCCCGAUUCACUCUCUCCUCACUCACGAGUCACCACUCAUCCCAUUGCCCACCCCCUUCCCCUCCAGUGCUAGCUACUCACCAGCUCCUCUGUGCUGCCGCCGGCACUCCAUGGCGCACACCUUGCGACGGUGCUGACACCUCCCGGAGCAACUUCGCAACCCCCGCCUCUCCCUACCGCGUGGCUGCGCCGUCGUCAGCCUCCCACCCACACCCCACCACUCCGUGCUGUUAUGCGAGAUCCGGGGGGCAGCGCUCUCGCGGACGAGCUCGCAGUCGGCGGCAUCCACGCGCGGCGCCCUCUGCUUCGCGUCCCCCGCCCCGCGCCCCCCGCCGCGCGGCGCUAGGCCGGUCGGCCUCUUCUGCUGAUCACUUGCUUACAAGUUUUCUUGAGCAUUUCCCCACUUUCCCAAAUUCUUUCUUGAUUGGUGGAGCUGCAGAUUACUUUGUGAUUGAGCUCACUGCUCCAGAAGCUAAAUUGGAGCCAGUACUGGUACACUACCUUUCCCGCAUGACCAUCCUUCAAGGCUGGGAGUUGAGGAUGAGUACAAGCACCAGACUAAAGUCGUGCCUGCAUAGCUUCACAUCUCCUGGAGGCCGUGCCUAUCCAAGAAGAGUCGUCCGGCAUGAAGCCUGGAAUACAUUGGAUUUACUUUAUCUCAUUAUGGUUUGGUCUACCUAACUGAAGUUCAUAACGCCCGGCGACUGACGCGCGGCCGGCCUCUUCUGCUGGCAACGCCCGGCGACUCACGAGCGCCAUGCAGCGCGUUGACACCCUGCAACAAGCCGUGCUCGCACGGAUGGUCGGAGAUCGAGCAGGAACGGAGGAAUGGAUCUUACCUUGACACGGUCGGCUCCCCUCUCUCCCUCCGCAUCCUGCAUCGGCAACUCUGUUGGAUUGGUACCGUCGGUGAAGUUCGAUCUUGGAGGUUAAUAUAUUGUUAAAGGACUCAACGUCUCUGAAGAGUUGAUAAAUGUUGACUGAGAUAAACAACAUUGUUUCUCGUUCAUGAUGGGUCGAAGGACCAUGGGCCAAGUUCACUACAAGAAUUUAUACUCACCGCCAGGUCGCUUGUUCUUCCACGGGGGCAAAAAUCGCCACAAUCCGUACGUUUCCUGCACUACUUAAGUGGGUACUACUCAUGCACUCAUGCCAGCAUUUCUCAUGGUUUUCGGCCAGUUUUCUUUUCACUUAAUUAUCUGGUCACCUCUAUUCUCCUUAGUUGAAUUACGGUGCUCAUGUCCCUUCUGAGAUUUUAUCUAGAAAAAACACUCAUGCCAGCAUUUUAUUAGGAAGCAACAAUAUGAGUAGUGAAGUAUUGUUAUGAUAUAUCCAGUGAAAAAAACACAUACAUUGUGUCAUCUGAUUUAAUCCCGAUCCACCUUUUCCUGAUUACCUGCAGUUUUUACCUAUUUUGCGUGCUUCAUAAAUUGGUACUGUUGUUUCUCAAGGCAUGAACACAAAGAAGAAGCAUGAAGUCGGUAAUUAGCUUGUAAUGAUAAACAUACUCUUUUUAACUAUGUCAUCUGUUUUAAUCCCGAUCCACCUUUUCCUGAUUACCUGCAAUAUUUAAAUAGUUAGUAUGACAUCCUAUGAGAACAAAUAAUUAAAAUCAUGUGAUGGCACUUGGAGAUUUAACAUCCUAUGAAAUAUUGCUUCCCUCGUAUUUUUUCCAUCUUCAGUAUCAACCUUAUGUAUUGGGCAAGUCUAUUUAAAAGGUAAGAACGUCAAAAUCAACCAUAUUUAACAUCCUGUAAUUAAGAAGAAGCCAGGUUACUCCCUUCACUUUAUGGGGGUAGAACGUCAAAAUCAAAGAAUACAACAGGUAAGAAGACACACAAGACAGACAGUUCUGUUGCAAGUGUGAAAUCUUAAAUACAUACUCCCUCCGUCCCAAAAUUCUUGUCUUAGAUUUGUUUAGAUGUGAAUGUAUCUAGUCAAGUUUUAGUAUUUAGAUACAUCCAUUUCUAGACACAGUUAAGACAAUAAUUUUGGGACGGAGGGAGUAGAAGAGAGGUUAAAUACAUAUAACAAGGGUUGCUCUCUCUAUAUAUUUAUUUAGUGAGGGUAGCAGAUUUGCAAGAAAACCAUAUAAUAGUUAGUUAAAAACAAAACAAAGGCUGGACUGAAUUAAUCAAGCACAUGUUAAGUUUGGUGUUUAGACAGCAAGCCAUACACAAAGAGUAAGAAGCACAGGAUCAUAGUAGGAAUGCUGAACGCUUAACAAAGUAGCAAUAGCAUGAUUUAUUAACCAUAAAUAGAGUCUGUUCGGCAAUCCACCAGCUCCGUGAAAUAUGGGAGCACACGGAGCAACACUUUGGCGACUCCAAGAAAAUGGCAUGCGGGCCGCUCCGCUCCGGGACGAAGAAAGCGUGGAGCUGACUUGUUUGGUGCUGCUCCGGCCGUUCCAGGAGGAGCAGAGCUGCGGAGCGGAGAGCUGUCGAACAGGGUCAUAGGAAGUUUCACCAAGACACCGGCUAUAUAAUUUCUUCAACACAUAGCAAAGCUUUCACAACUAAGAGACCAGGGGCUACACUCUAAAACCUGACCAAGUACUGUGUUACCAGAAAAACAAAAUCCCUACCCCUGUCGUACUUUUAAACUUGUAAGACUGCUAACCUUUAUUCCUCGGGUUGGAUGCUAGUCAAAGAUUCGAAUGAACUUCUCCACUAAGCUGAAGAACAACAGAAAUAAUUUUAUAUAAUAAAAUGUAGAGUUCUACAAUAUCUGAAUCAACCUAGUAUGUUGCUUAGCACAGAUUCCAGAAUGAACAUUAAUAAAAUAAGGAAGUAACAACGACGCAGACAGUGAAACUACAAUCAAUUUAUCUCUGGAUGAAUUAAUUAGUAAGCUCUGAUUCAUACAAAACAUUAAUUGACUAUGUUCUGUAAACUGUUUUCUGCCAAGAAAAAAUGUGAGAUUUUCAUCGUUGUUUUAGAACUAUAACCGAUCAGUGGCAAGUUCUCUACGAAAUUAGGAUGCAGAGGCGACGCUGAUCAGUGCAUGUCCGCACUAACUGUACCUGGCUACAUUACUUUGGUUGUACUAAUGGACACCCACAAUACUUACCAUGGGUGACAUUGGAUUCUGACUAAUUGCUGAAGUUUGCCUGGAAGUGCAAUGGAUUACUUUACCCAAUUGAUACACUAUUUCGUUAAGCCUAUCACUAUGAAAAUUAAUAGUGCGUAGCAAGCAUCAGUUCUGAAUUCACCAGUCAAGAUAGUGCCAUAUUACUGAUAUAUAUCAGUCAAACUUUUGGCUAUUGUGUAGUAGCAUGGUUCAGUUUAGCUCUUGCCUAUAGACCUGAAUCAAAUUUGGAAAUAGUUGUAAACUUGAUCCAAGGGUCUAUCGAAUUUUCAGAGAUGUGUUUUGUUCAGACAACAAACAAGUGAUCUGCAAUGAUUUUGCUAAUCAUGAAAAUAAGAAAGCUUGAGUUCGUACGCAAACUAAUUGACUAUCGAUCGGCACGACCAAAACAGAUGUCAAAUUAGAAACAUGAAUAUAAAUUAGUAUUGCUCGAGCACCUGGAACGACAGAUCUUGGCUGAGGCAUUGGCAGACUUGAUUCCGAUGAGGUUGGCAGAAUAACGAGAUUCCAGCGAGAUCGACAGAAGGGUGAUAUUCCGACGAGGUCGGCAUAACACGGCAAGACAUCAAUUUGAAGCAUUGACGAAACGGUGAGCUUGAAGCAAUCUCCAGCACGGGAAGCAAUUUAGUUGGGCUUCCAUUGAGGUAAUCGAGAAGCCCCAGCCUCUGUUCGUCUGUGGUGUUGAAGGCCAGCAACACCAUCCCUGCACCAAACAUCAUCAUCUGUGAAGAUGGAUUAGGAGUGGGAGAGGAGGAGUGCCUGCGGUACCUGAAAACCGGGCUGAUCGCCAUGUACGCGGAAGACCCUCUCUCGCCAUGGGGGCGCCCCUACAGCCUCGUCAUGGCCGCCAUCAGCUGUGGGAGCGCAGAUCCGGGGCCUCCCUUGGUCGCAAGCCGGCUGGACGUCGUGCUUCAUUGACGAGGAUGAGCCAGGGGUGUCGCAUCGCUGAUGUAGGAGCGUCGUCGACGUGGGCUUCGAUCUGGAAUCACUACCGCUCCAGAUCCUUGCCAUCCAUUAUCGCCGGCUUCUGGUGGCUUCCGAUGUCGUCGCUGGAUGCCAGCAUCGCCGUCGCUUUCGGUGGUUUCCGGUGUCGCCGUCGGCUGCCAGCGUCGCGGCGGGGCAGGAGGGAGACGGCGGAUGGGGAUGGGCAUCGAGAUGAAUGGGGACUUUGUUUUUUUCUGCAAAAACGAAACGGUAUCUCAGAUUAGCCACUUUAGAAAUGACUGCGGGUUGGAUUCUAAAAACCACAGGGACGUUAUUGCAAAAAUGCCGUGACGGUGAGCUGGCUGGUUGAACCAUCACGACGACGGCAGAUCCCCCUUUAAUAGUGGAGAUACAGUACUUUGGUUGUACUAAUGGACACCCACAAUACUUACCAUGGGUGACAUUGGAUUCUGACUAAUUGCUGAAGUUUGCCUGGAA